This is a messenger RNA of Alternaria postmessia, 993 nucleotides long. RefSeq lists its product as uncharacterized. The record is from RefSeq and is a predicted model, not a curated record. The transcript is spliced from 4 exons. Lineage: Eukaryota; Fungi; Ascomycota; Dothideomycetes; Pleosporales; Pleosporaceae. Bases 1 to 993 code for a protein of 330 amino acids.
AUGGGAGGCCGCCGCAAUAUGCACGCCUACAAUCAAGACGAGAUCCACAGGCUCAAGGGCAUCCCGCUCCCCAUCAAGAUCAAAUGCGGUCGGUGUCAGAAGAACCUCCCACAAGCCAAGUACUCUACCAAGCAGCUCACCGAUGCGCGUUGGAAAAUCAAGAACUCGGCCAAGAUUUACAAGGCUAUCAACUGUCAGGCAUGCACUGGGCAGCAGAAGGUCGAGGUCGAGUGCACCAUGUGCGGUAAAACUAAAGGCCUGGAAGAGUUUGCCAAAUCGCAGCGUGCAAAGCCCGAUACUGCCAAAUGCUUCAAGUGUAUCGAAGCUCAGCUUGCGGACGAAGCCGUCGACGAAGACCGCUAUGAGAACUUGGAGAACGCUUUCCUUCCGGCGGACCACUCUAACGGCCAGUAUCCUGAGUAUUUCUCCUCGGCCACAACUGACACUUCUUCCAACUACGGUGACGAUGAAUGGCAGACCGUCAAUGGUGGAGAUCGGCGCCCUAAACACAAAGACAUGGUAGACAGAGGUAUCGCAUUGUCGGCUGACUUUCAAAAGGCUAUGUCCAUGACUGGCUCAGCGGACGAGAGCCUGAUUGAGACCGAGUACACAUACGCUGCUGCCGCUGGUCAUGGAAAGGGCAACAGCGACGGCGGCUGGAGCGAACAACGCACCAAAUCAUGGCACACCAAGUCCAAUGCAGCUCCCAGCACGAGCUCUGGCUUCAACCCUAAUGCUUACCGUCGUCCCGCUUCUUCAGUCACCGGUUCUGCUCACUCCUUCGCUUCCAGCGUAGCUGAAUACUCCGAUACUUCCGAUGUUCGUCCCAAUGGAUGGGCUAAGAUCCGUGCUGCUCCUCGCGGCCCUCCUAUGAUGCCUAUGGGUGACAUUGCUCGACAGACUGGCUCUGACCUUGGUGCUUGGGAUUCUGAUGACGAUGAAGAGGAGAAUGAUGAAGAUGACGAUGACAGUGAUGACGAUACUAUCAUCUAG